AUGGCUGUUGGUAAGAACAAGAGAUUGUCUAAGGGUAAGAAAGGUAUCAAGAAGAGAGUUGUCGAUCCUUUCACCAGAAAAGAAUGGUUUGACAUCAAGGCUCCAUCCACCUUUGAAACCAGAAAUGUCGGUAAGACCUUGAUCAACAAGUCUACUGGUUUGAAGAACGCUGCCGAUGGUUUGAAGGGCAGAAUCUUCGAAGUCUCUUUGGCUGACUUGCAAAAACAAGAAGACUACUCUUUCAGAAAGGUCAAGUUGAGAGUCGAUGAGGUCCAAGGUAAGAACUUGUUGACCAACUUCCACGGUUACGACUUCACUUCUGACAAGAUCAGAUCCCUUGUUAGAAAAUGGCAAUCUUUGAUUGAAGCCAAUGUCACUGUUAAGACUGCUGACGACUACGUUGUCAGAUUGUUCUUGAUUGGUUUCACCAGAAGACAACAAAACCAAAUCAAAAAGACCACUUACGCUCAAUCUUCUCAAAUCAGAGCUGUCAGAAAGAAGGCUAUUGAAAUCAUCACCAAGGAAGUCCAAAACUCUACUUUGACUCAAUUGACCACCAAAUUGAUUCCAGAAGUCAUUGGCCGUGAAAUUGAAAAAGCUACCCAAUCCAUCUUCCCAUUGCAAAACGUUCACAUCAGAAAAGUCAAGUUGUUGAAACAACCAAAAUUCGACUUGGGUUCUUUGUUGGCUUUGCACGGUGAAGGUUCUGGUGAAGAAAAGGGUAAGAAGGUUGGUGGUUUCAAGGAUGUUGUCUUGGAAACUGUCUAA
Molecule: messenger RNA, 768 nt
Organism: Saccharomycopsis crataegensis
Lineage: Eukaryota; Fungi; Ascomycota; Saccharomycetes; Ascoideales; Saccharomycopsidaceae
Gene: RPS1B
Product: 40S ribosomal protein eS1 RPS1B
Exons: 1
Coding region: 1-768 (255 amino acids)
Biological process (GO): translation
Cellular component (GO): cytosol; ribosome
Molecular function (GO): structural constituent of ribosome
Source: RefSeq, a predicted model, not a curated record